UGUUGGUUGUUGCAUUUCUGGGAUAAUCGAGAAUUUUUCAAGGAGCUUGGCUGUGAAUUCGAGGAUGGAUUCGGAGAGGGAGCUUCAACACAAGCUGAUUGAUGCUGGGGUGAAGCUUCUGGUGCCAAUCUCUUCUACCGAUGAUCUCCUUGCCUCCCUCGAUAAACUAGAGGGCCUUUUAUCGGUCUUAGGUCAAGAUCCUUUCAGUUCGAUACGAGAUGCACUCUUGCCUUCGAUGAAGGCUCUGAUCUCUGAUAGGCUGUUUAGACAUCCUACUACGGAGGUCAGGAUUUCGGUUAUGUCUUGCAUCUCUGAGGUGUUAAGAAUCACAGCUCCACAUCAACCUUAUGAGGAUGAAAAAAUGAAAGAAGUUUUUCAGCUAACUUUAGCUGCAUUUGAGAAGUUGUCUCUUUUAUCUGGUCGCUGUUAUUGUAAAGCUUUGCACAUUCUUGAAAUUGCUGCACGUUCAGAUGCUGUGUUAUCUUGCUGGACCUAG
Coffea arabica (coffee) is the source of this 496-nucleotide messenger RNA. NCBI's taxonomy places the organism in Eukaryota, Viridiplantae, Streptophyta, Magnoliopsida, Gentianales, Rubiaceae. The record is from RefSeq and is a predicted model, not a curated record.